CAACUUCAACAACAAGUGUGUUGUUGACGGUUGUGUGAGGACGAUUUAAUGCUUGACAGAGGUAAAACUGUGAUUUGCUCGUUGUGAACAAGUCUGAAGAUGGAAGGUCCGCAGGGCGCCGAGACCCCCACGGCUCGUUCCGAUUAUGACGACGAGGAGAAAACGGUGACAAGCUCUGAAAAGGGUAGUGCUUUGCGGGAAGACGGUGAAAGUGCCGAGGACAAGGAAGUUCUUGCCGCUCCUCCCACUAUAGAACUCAAUCAGUACAGCGAGCAGGACAUUGAAACUUUGACAAAAAAAAUAAAGCGCUGCACAACGCUUUUUGAUCUGGAGGAAGAAGAUUGGACUGAUGAAGUCUACACUGUCAUACGAGAGUACUUUGAACUACCUGGAACCGAAGUUCUUAGUAUUUAUUUCAAUGAUCUAAAACUGGAAGCAACACUUACUAUUCCUAUGUCACCUAUUCGUGAUUUGACUUACUUCAUCAAGGAUGCUGACAAGAUUGUGUCUGUUGAAAAUUUCCAUGACAUUGUCAUGUUUGGUACUCUUGACACAACAGUUGAGGGUUCCCUGUUAGCUGUUUUAGAAAACGUUUAUGCCCCUGUUUUUUUCAAUGCCACAUCAUGGCCUGAUAGUGUAAAAAGUGACUUCUGCUCCCAAAUGCACAGUUUCCUCGGAAAUUUGACUGAUUUAAGACAUAAAAUGUUAGCUGUUACUGUUAUAUAUGUGCCUAAGGAAGGUCUAAAUGUUGAUGUUGACGAGGCCCAACAUGACAAGGAGCUUAUUAAGCGAUUAGAAGGAGUUGUGGUUCACUGGAUGAAGCAAAUUCGAGUUGCUUUGGGAGACAAAGACCAGUCAACUAUCAAUGAGCUCCUUUGCCCAAAGGAUGAAUUUUCAUUUUGGGCUUACAGAUAUGAAAAUUUAAGAGGCUUGCAGCACCAACUGGAAAAUAAGGAUUUGAAACAUAUUUGCAACAUCCUAAAUGCUUCUCAGUCUGCCUAUAUUAGUAAUUUCUACCAACUUCAGGAUGAAAUAAAGGAAGCUCUCUUUGAAGCAAAAUCAAAUGUUGAGUAUUUACAUCUUCUGAUGGAGCCUUGCAACCAGCUUGAAGAUGUUCAGUCAGUUUCUGAAAUCCCUGAACGGAUCCCUGACAUUCUAAGCCUUUUUCGUGUAAUAUGGAAUAAUUCACCUUACUACAAUACCACAUCCCGUUUGACUGUAAUAUGCAGGGCACUUAGUAAUCAAAUAAUACUUCAGUGUGGGUCAACUGUUGAUUUGGAUGAUAUCUUACAUGGUGGUCACACACACUCUGGAAUAAAGACAUUAAAUAAUUGUAUUACUUGUUGUGAGCAAUAUAAGAUGCUCUAUGACAAGAUAGCCGGUGCUCAUUUAAGGCUAAAGAAAAUGUCUUGGGAUUUGGACCGCCCUACUAUUUUCAACCACGUGGACUCCUUUGUUCAAAGAUGCAGAGAUAUGAUUGAUGUUUGUGAAGCCAUGAUAGUUUUCGGAAGGGUUGAUGAGACAGAAGAAAUAGCAAAGCCUCAAUUUUUUGGUACACGAGGCCCUGAAUUUGAAAGAAUUUGUGACAAAAUUGAACAAAAUUUCUUUAGUGCUUUGCAAGACAUUAAAGAUGUGCAACAUACAAUUUUGGAUGUCCAAGCGUCUACGUGGUACGACAGUAUAUUUAGGUUCCGGAAAAGAGUCAGAGACAUUGAGAUUAUCGUAGACAACCUAGUCGCUGCUGCAUUUGAAAAUGUUAGGAAUGUAGAAGAAGGAAUAGAUGUCCUUUGGGCCACAUAUCAAUAUGCCAAGAGGCCAAAUCUUAAGGACCUGUUUGAGAAGAAAACAUACCAAGUGUAUGACUCAUUUAGCAAUGCUUUGCUCAAAAUGAAGACUAUGUUAGUUUCUGAAAAAGAAAAGCACCCCGUAGUAAUGGCCAGCUACUCAGGGAGAGCAAUGAUGGCCCUCAUGAAGAAAAGGGAACUGCUCAAAAUAAUUGAUAGACUCAAUGAUGCCGAGUGGAUGCUCCUUUCUGGGAAAGGCGAAGAAGUACGAUCUCAGUAUAAAAAGAUCUCAGUAUCUGUUGAUGAAUAUGUAAAGGAUCUACAUCGAAGGUGGCUGGUUGCCUUGGAUGAUGAUGUGUCCAAACUUUUGAAUCGUAAGCUGUUGGUUCCCAGCACCUCCAGACCGGGAUUAUUGGAGCCUAACUUUGAUAGACGAAUACAAAGCAUUGUUCAAGAGGCUUGGUACUGGACAGAUAUGAGUAUGUCUGUCCCUACAUCUGUUCAACACUUGGCAAACCGCUGGAAAAGUUUAAGUUUCCUGUAUGAAAGUGUUCUCACAGUUGCCUUGGACUAUAAUCGCAUAAUUUCAUCUCUUUCUGAUGAAGAGCGCCUUCUUUUUCGUGAGCUGAUCAAAGGCUGUGAUAAAAAGAUAAAUCCAGGUUUGCAGCGAUAUACCUGGGACACAGAUAUUGCUGACAUCUAUAUUGUAGAAUGUCUCAGCUUCACAAGCAUGGUUCAAGAUGUAAUAGAUGAUUACAAAAGUUCUGUGCAAGAGAUUGUUCUUCUAUGUGAGCAAAUAUGUGAUUCUCCUCUUGUCAAGAUACCUCCUACUUCAGCAUAUGAAUUGGCAAAUCUUGACAAGCUCAUGUAUGAAUACAGAAAAGAGGUCACUAUUAAAAUAGUGCAAUAUUAUAAAGAUAUAAUUGAUUAUCUUUGGUUUGUGUCAGAUAAGUUUGAAGACCAUAUGAAUAAUAUGAUGGACCACUGGGCGAGGUUUGUCUCUAAAAUGGAUCUUCUAGUAGAAGAAGCUCUUCGACUUUGCUUCAAGAAUUCUUUACAAGUCAUGUAUGAAGUUCUUCAUGGCGAUGGCACAACUGGUCCAAGUCCAUUGAUAGUUUUACGAACAGAUCUACUAAAUAAUCAGAUUACAUUUGAGCCUACCCUUUUGGAAGUAGGGACCAUGGUUUCAAGAGUGCUUAGAAGUUUUUUGGACAGCUUAAAGGGAGUACCAAGACUCUGGGAGAGGUUUAAUACCAAAGUUGUCCAUCCAUCAUUUUAUCAAGUAAUUGAGAAUGAUGAGGAAUGCAAGAAACUCCAAGCUAGCUUGAACCAGGAAAUGACAACUACUGUUGAACAACUGAAAGAGCAUUUGACUCGGUGGGAACCAUUUAGAGACAUGUGGGAAGUAAACAAGGAUCAAUUUAUUGCCAGCUAUGAAAAAAUGAAUGCCCCUAUCAGCGAAUUCGAUUUAGCUAUUGCAAAAUAUUCAGCUACAGCAGAAAAUGUCCAGUUGCUUGAGACCACCUCCCAGGUCCAUUUCUUGCUCAUAAACUCAUCAGCAUUAAAGCAAGCUAUCAGUGAGCAUUGUACAAUGUUUAGCACUUUGGUUUCUACAUUGUUGAGGAAACUAGCCAAUGAAAAAAUAACAAACAUUUACAAGUACACAUCUGAAAAUGGAUCGAAAAUAAAUGAAGAGCCCAAAAAUUUAAAAGAUCUGCAGGAAUCACUGGCUUUAUAUGAUCGACUUGUUUCUGAAGUUCCAGUGAAGGAAAAAGAAUUUCCUAUUAUAAGAGGUCAAAUGGCUGUUUUGAGGAAUUACGACGUUGAAAUCCCUCAGGAUAUGCAGGAAUUGGAGCAAGGUUUAGACCAACGCUGGCAGUGGUAUCUAGAUCUUCUGAAAUCAGGAGAGGAAAUGCUGGCAACAUCAAAGGAUGUAUUCCAGAAGGGACUGCUCAAGGAUGCUGAUGAUCUAAAGUACAGAAUCCAUGAAUUGUACUUAGACUUUGUAGACAAUGGUCCCUACACCUCCAAGUGGAAGGCUCUUGAUGCUCUUGCAUACAUAAAGAAUACAAAGGGUAUGUUAGAAACUCUAAAAAAGGAUGAGGCUCAGAUUCGAGCAGAUUUGGCUAUUUUUCAUAUAACCUACCCAGAUAGCGUAGAUCUUGACAAGCUGAAUAAGGAUCUUUUAGCCUUGGAAGUUAUCUGGAUAAUCACUGACAGAUGGGACAAGGCUUGGGAUUCUUACAAACAUGCAAUGUUUUUGGAAAUGCAGUCUGAUGAGAUGGAUGGCACAGCUCAAAUGCUCCUCCGUCAAUUGCUCGUGGUGCAGCGGGAAUUAAAAGACAUUGAAUGGGAAAUAAUUUCUCACACACGUAAUAGGAUUGAGACUUUCCGCAAAACAUUGCCUUUGCUCACAGAUCUUAAGAAUCCAGCGAUGAGACAGCGCCAUUGGAAUAGGAUUAAAAUGGCAACUGGCAGAGACUUUGAUCAGGAAUCUGCUGACUUUACCUUAGAAAAAAUUAUUGAUAUGGAAAUGCAGACCUUCUCUGAAACAAUUAACAUCAUCUCUUAUGCUGCUACAAUGGAGCUUAACAUUGAAGAACAACUGAAAAAAAUCAGUCAAAUUUGGAAAGAAACUAACUUAGAAAUGCAUGCUCACAUGAGAAUGAAAGGGGUCUAUUCCUUGAAAGCUGUGGACAAUGUAUUUCAGGCUUUAGAGGAACACCAAGUUGGCUUGUCAUCAAUGAAAUCAUCCAAAUAUGUUGAGCCCUUUGUCGAGAAAGUGGAUUUUUGGGAGAAAGCUCUCAGUCUUAUUUUAGAGGUAUUAGAAACAACUCUCACUGUUCAGCGCCAAUGGCUGUACUUAGAGAAUAUUUUCACGGGUGAAGACAUUAGGAAGCAACUGCCCACAGAAACUGAAGAUUUUAAUCAAUUGUCUGAGCUGUGGAUGGAAAUCACUGGAUUAAUGCACAGCGACACCAAUGCCAAGAAAGCUACUCAUCAUCCUGGGUUGUUGGAUAAAUUAAAUCAAAUUAAUUCUAAAUUUGAGUAUAUCCAGCGGGCUCUUGAAAAGUACCUGGAAACUAAGCGGCACAUAUUUCCUAGAUUCUAUUUCAUAUCUAAUGAAGACUUACUUGAAAUUCUAGCCAAUUCAAGGAAGCCAGAUUUAAUUCAGCCUCAUUUAAAGAAGUUGUUUUGUGCUAUAAAUAAGUUGAAAAUUGGCAGAGUAAAUCAAAGAUGGGAUUGUUUUGGAAUGUUUUCCCUUGAUGGUGAAUUUAUUCCUUUUUCAUCUCCUGUUGCUCUUGAUGGGUCAGUGGAGAUAUGGUUGUGUGCUGUAGAGGAGGAAAUGUUUAGGACAUUGCGGGAGGAAUUGAAGCAGUGCAGAAAUGCACUCAGGAAAAAUUUGACCAAACGAGAUAAAUGGAUUAAAGAAUGGCCAGGACAAUUGUGCAUAACAUCAAGUCAGAUACAAUGGACAUCGAGCUGCACUCGAACCUUAACACAUUGCAAAAUAUUGGAAAGUAAGAAACCAUUGAAGAAACUUCGCAAGAAAAUGGAUCAAGUUCUUUCAAAGUUCUCUGAAGCCAUUCGGGGAAACUUAACAAAGAUUCAGAGAUUAAAAAUUGUUGGCAUGGUCACAAUAGAAAUACAUGCAAGAGAUGUCAUUGACCAAAUGUACAAAGCAGGUUGCCAAGAUGUUCAGGCAUUUGACUGGUUGAAACAGCUGCGGUUCUAUUGGGACAAAGAGCGUGAUGAUUGUGUUGUCCGCCAAACUAAUACUUUCUUUGUGUAUGGUUAUGAGUACCUGGGCAAUUCUGAAAGGCUUGUUAUCACUCCUUUGACAGACAGGUGUUACAUCACCCUGACAACUGCUCUUCAUCUUCAUAGAGGUGGAAGUCCCAAAGGUCCAGCCGGAACAGGCAAAACUGAAACUGUAAAAGAUCUUGGGAAGGGAUUGGGUCUUUAUGUCAUUGUUAUAAAUUGUUCAGAAGGCCUUGAUUAUAAAAGCAUUGGAAAAAUGUUUUCUGGUUUAUCACAGACUGGAGCAUGGGGAUGCUUUGAUGAGUUCAAUCGCAUUAAUAUUGAAGUGCUUUCUGUUGUCGCCCAGCAAAUACUCUCUAUGUUAACUGCCUUGGCUGGUAAAAAUAAGCGAUUUGUGUUUGAAGGAAGUGAGAUCAGUAUGGUAGAAUCUUGUGGAAUCUUUAUCACAAUGAAUCCAGGCUAUGCUGGUCGCACUGAACUACCAGAUAACCUUAAGUCAAUGUUCAGGCCCAUAGCUAUGAUGGUACCUGAUAGUGCAAUGAUUGCAGAGAUCAUGCUCUUUGCUGAAGGCUUCAGAGAUACAAGGGUUCUUGCCAAGAAGGUCUACACGCUAUUUUCUCUUUCAAAGCAACAGCUAAGUAAACAAGAUCAUUAUGAAUGGGGCUUAAGGGGACUUGUGACUCUCAUCCGAUACGCAGGGAAAAAGAGAAGAACUAAUGCUCAUUUGCCUGAUGAGGAGGUUCUCUUAUUGUCAAUGAAAGAUAUGAACCUGGCAAAACUAUCCAAAGAUGAUGUACCAUUGUUUUUGGGUAUUUUAAAUGAUCUAUUCCCAGCUGUCGAUACUCCUCAAAUUGAUUACAACGAAUUCACCCAAGAAGUGAAAGCUGAACUUGAAGAUAAAAAACUACAGGUUACUGAGAUAGCUGUGCGGAAAGUCAUUCAGCUGUUUGAGACCAAGAAUUCUCGUCAUUCUGCUAUGCUUGUCGGAAAAACUGGGGCAGCUAAAUCAACAACUUGGAAAGUGUUGAAAGGUGCUCUUACCCGUUUAAACUUGAGUGGAAAAGCAAACUAUAACAAAAUUGAGGAGUUUCCUAUUAAUCCUAAGGCGUUAAAUUUGGCAGAACUUUACGGGGAGUUCAAUCUUGCCACAAGUGAAUGGAUGGAUGGUGUAAUUUCAAACAUCAUGCGAUCUAGUUGUGCAUCUGCCACAGCUGAUGAAAAGUGGGUCUUAUUUGAUGGACCUGUUGAUGCAGUUUGGAUUGAAAACAUGAAUAGUGUAAUGGAUGACAACAAAGUUUUAACUUUAGUAAAUAGCGAGCGAAUUACUAUGCCAGAUCAGGUGUCUUUACUUUUUGAAGUGGAGGACCUAGCUGAGGCAUCUCCUGCCACGGUGUCCCGAUGUGGAAUAGUUUACAAUGAUUAUAAGGAUUUUGGAUGGAAACCCUAUGUUGAUUCGUGGCUAGAGAGUCAAAAUAAAGACUUUGCCUCUCAGAUGAAAGAAUAUUUUGAACACUAUGUGAACCCUGUUCUUGAGUUCAAGAAACUGCACUGUAUUGAGCCAAUACCAGUUGCUGAGAUCAGUGCAAUAUCAACACUUUGUAACUUGCUUACCAUUCUGGCAACUGCUGAAAAUGGUGUAGAUCCAAAUGAUGAAGAAAACUUUGCUCCCAUGUCCAAGUUUUGGUUUUUAUUUUGUUUGGUGUGGUCUAUCUGUGCUGGUGUUGAUGAAUCUGGUCGCAAGAAACUGGAUAAUUUUGUUCGGGAAAUGGAGGGGGUUUUCCCUCUUAAAGACUCCAUCUAUGAAUAUUAUGUUGAUGUGAGAGCUCGUUCUCUAGCAAACUGGGAGGACAAGCUAUCUGAUAGCUGGAAAUUUAAUUCCUUCCUUCCCUUUUUCAAAAUUAUUGUCCCAACCGUGGAUACAAUUCGCUAUGAGUUUGUGAUAUCCCAUCUUCUGAGAGCUGGAUAUCGGCCUCUUCUUGUAGGACCAGUGGGCACAGGUAAAACAUCCACUGCUUCAACAGCACUUGAGGGCAUGGAUAACCAGAAAAUGUCCAUGCUUGUGAUCAAUAUGUCAGCUCAGACCACCUCUAAAAAUGUUCAAGAUAUGAUAGAAAGCCGCUUAGAGAAAAGAACUAAAGGAGUAUAUGUUCCUUCUGGAGGAAAAUCAAUGUUGACAUUUAUGGAUGAUCUAAACAUGCCUGCCAAAGAAGUAUAUGGUGCUCAGCCUCCUCUAGAACUCAUAAGACAAUGGAUUGACUAUGGAUUUUGGUAUGAUAGAAUGAAACAAGUUCGUACGUAUGUUAAAGAUAUAUUCCUUAUGGCUGCCAUGGGUCCUCCCGGUGGGGGAAGAAACACAAUAAGUAAUCGGCUACUAAGCCGGUUUAGCAUCAUAAACAUGACUUUCCCCUCUGAAAGUGCUGUCAUUCGAAUAUUUGGCACUAUGUUGAAUCAACAUUUAACAGAUUUUGAUGAACAGUUAAAACAGAUUGCUCCAAAUAUUACUCAGGCAACAGUGGACCUGUACCAUAGUGUUACACGUAAAAUGCUUCCAACUCCUGCUAAAAUGCACUACCUUUUUAAUUUAAGGGAUAUUUCAAAGGUCUUUCAAGGUUUGUUGCGUAGCCACAAAGACUAUCAGAACACCAAGACAGCUUUACUUAGAUUGUGGAUUCAUGAAUGCUUCCGCGUGUUUAGUGACCGCUUGAUUGAUGCCCAAGACCAAGAAUGGUUUUCUGACCAGAUCAAUGAAAUAUUAGGAAGGCACUUUGAAAUUACCUUCCACAGUGUUUGUCCAUCAAAGAAGUGUCCUGUCUUUGGUGAAUUCUGUAGCACAAAAAAUAUUUAUGAAGACUUGAAUAAUAUGGCUGAACUUCGUAAAUUUUUGAAUGACUUGUUAGACGAUUACAAUAUGAAGCCAGGCAUUGUUCCUCUUGAUCUUGUCCUAUUUCAAGAUGCCAUUGAGCAUGUUACUCGAAUUGCUCGUGUCCUUACUCAACCAAGAGGAAAUAUGCUGCUUGUGGGAGUCGGUGGAAGUGGACGGCAGUCCUUAUCAAAAAUUGCAACUCUGCUGUGCAAACUAACUGUCUUUAGAAUUGAGGUUACAAAGUACUAUAGACUUCAAGAAUUCAAAGAAGACAUGAAAAUGCUUUACAGUAUGGCAGGAGUGGAAGACAAACCAACAUGCUUCCUUUUCACUGAUACACAGGUUACAGAUGAAAGGUUUGUAGAAGUCAUCAAUAACAUUCUCAGCAGUGGAGAAGUUCCAAAUCUGUACAAGGCUGAUGAAUUUGAGGAGAUUAAAAAACGCCUUGAGGACACAAUCCGCAGGGAAAAAAUAUCACCAUCAACUGAAUCAAUAUAUAAUUUUCUCAUUGAUCGUGUGCGUGCAAAUCUUCAUGUUGUUCUAUGCUUAAGUCCGGUCGGAGAGGCAUUCAGGAACCGUCUUCGCCAGUAUCCAGCAUUAAUCAACUGCACUACUAUAGACUGGUUUGUGGAAUGGCCUCAAGAAGCACUGCUUGAAGUUGCUGACAAGUAUCUGAAAGGUGUUGAUCUACUUGUCUCAAUCACAGGAGCUCCCAUUGAAAGAGUGGUAGAAACAAUGAAAGACACACUUUUUGAAAAUCCACAGGACAAAAUGAGAGCAGCUUUGUCCUCCAUAUUUUCUACAGUCCACAGCUCUGUAUCCAACUAUUCAAAGAAAAUGUUGCUCGAGAUGAAGAGGUGUAAUUAUGUUACUCCUACCAAUUACCUGGAACUAGUUUCAGGGUACAAAACGAUGCUGAAAGAAAAGCGUGAAGAGCUGUCAAACUCUGCAAAUAAAUUACGAAAUGGGCUAAGUAAAAUUGAUGAGACUAGAGAAAAAGUGCAAGUUAUGACGGUGGAACUUGAGGUUGCCCAAGCUCAAGUGAUGGAAUCUCAGAAGCUUUGUGAAGACUAUCUCAAAAUAAUAUCCAAACAGCAGACGGAAGCUGAUCUACAACAAAAAGAAGUGGCAAUAAAAAAAUUAAAGAUUGGUGAAGAAGAGGUUGUUUGUAAGAGGCUUGCUGCAGUUGCCCAAGCAGAUCUUGACGAGGCUAUGCCAGCCUUAGAGGAGGCCAUGCGAGCCCUAGACGCUCUUAACAAAAAGGAUCUCACAGAAAUAAAAUCUUAUCCAAAGCCACCAUACAAAGUUGAGAUGGUCAUGGAGGCAGUUAUGAUUCUUAAAAAAGUCGAACCAACUUGGGCUGAGGCUAAGCGUCAAUUAGGUGAUGUUGAAUUUUUAAAUAAGUUGAGAGAUUUUGACAAAGAUCAUAUAUCAGACAGAGUUUUGAAAAAAGUGGGUACAUAUACUUCUCGAGAGGAGUUUGAGCCAGAAUCUGUUGGCUCUGUUUCUACAGCUGCUAAAAGUUUGUGUAUGUGGGUUCGAGCAAUUGAGAAGUACGCUAAAGUAUACAGAAUUGUUGCUCCUAAGAUUGAAAAACGAGAUUCUGCCCUUGCAUCACUCCGAGAAAAACAGGCAAUGCUUGCAGCUGCUGAAGCAAAACUUCAAGAGUUAGCUGAAACUUUAGAAAGGCUUCAGAUUGAAUAUGAGGAGAAGUUAAAACAAUCUGAGGAGUUAAGGGAAAAGGCAUCAUUGUUGGAGAUGAAAUUGGCACGUGCUAAAGACUUGGUUGAUGGUUUAGCAGAUGAGAGAGAUCGUUGGACUAAUACUGUGACAACUUUAGAUUAUCAGUUUGACUUACUACCUGGAGAUGUUUUGAUUGCCAUAGCAAGUGUAGCUUAUUUAGGACCAUUUGUCACAGUUUAUAGAGAAGAAUUGACAGAUAUUUGGAAGAAAUCUAUGUUGGAUGAAAAUGUGCCCAUGUCACCCGAUUGGACGUUGGUUGGAUUUCUGACAGACAAAACAACUGUACGAGAAUGGAACCUGCAGGGCUUGCCCACUGAUUUGUUCAGCACUGAAAAUGGUGUCAUUAUCACCCGGGCCAAUCGAUGGCCCCUCAUUAUUGAUCCGCAGUGCCAAGCCUGGCGCUGGAUAAAAAAUUUAGAAGGUUCUAAUGGAUUACAUGUACUUGAUUCUGGGCAGCCAAACUUUCUACAAGAAAUUGAAAAAGCGAUAGAGAUGGGAGAGCCUGUUCUGUUGCAAAAUGUUUUGGAAUCUCUUGAUCCAGCUAUUGAGCCAAUUCUUUCAAAGGCUUUGAUCCAAAAUGGAAAUGAGCUUCAGCUCAGGAUGGGGGAUCAUUGGGUACAUUACCAUCCAAGCUUUAAACUUUUCAUGACAACAAAACUUCCAAAUCCCCAUUAUGCUCCAGAAGUAUCAACCAAGACAACAAUUGUAAAUUGUGCUAUCAAAGAAGAAGGCCUUGAGGCCCAACUCUUAGGAAUAGUGGUACGAAAGGAAAAACCAGAAUUGGAGGAACAAAAGGAUCAAUUAAUGCUAACAAUAUCUGAGGGCAAUAAGACUCUGAAGUCUUUAGAAGAUGAGCUUCUGCGCUUGUUGAAUGAAAGUGAAGGUCCAUUACUAGACAACGAAGAAUUAUUCAGAACAUUAAAAAUAUCCAAAUUAACUUCAACAUCAGUCAAAGAAUCACUAGAAAUUUCUAGGGCUACAGAAGUUGAAAUUGAUCAAGCCAGAGAGGCUUAUCGUCUGUGUGCUCAGAGAGCUUCUAUUCUGUUCUUUGUGCUCAAUGAUCUCAGCCGUAUUGAUCCAAUGUAUCAGUUUUCUCUGGAAUCUUACAUUCAGUUGUUUACCUUAUCUACUGAGAAGAGUCCUAAGAGUAGUUUGAGGGAUGAUAGGAUUGUUUAUUUGAAUGACUAUCAUACUCAUGCAUUCUUCAAGAACACAUGCAGAGCUCUUUUUGAAAAACAUAAGCUGCUCUUUGCCUUCUACAUGUGUGUCAAAAUUCUGGAAGCUCAGAUGAAAAUGAGUCUUGUGGAGUACAACUAUUUCCUGAAAGGUGGAGUGGUCUUGGACAGAGCUACACAACCGGACAAUCCAUGUGUUUGGCUGGAUCCUGUCUGUUGGGACAAUGUCACUGAGUUAGACAAACUUCCUGGUUUCCAUGGGCUAGUUACAUCAUUUGAGCAAUUUAAUCGUGAUUGGCAUUCUUGGUACACAAUCCAAGAUCCUGAAAAUAAUGCUCUAAUAGGUGAAUGGCAAGAGCAAUGUACUGAAUUCCAAAGAAUUCUUAUCGUACGAGCCUUGAGACCAGACAGAGUGACGUUCUGUGUCUCCUCAUUCAUAGUAAAUACCCUUGGGCCGAAAUUUGUCGAUCCUCCAGUACUUGACAUCCGUGCUGUUUUUGAAGACUCGCGUCCCCAAGCCCCGUUGAUAUUCGUUUUAUCUCCGGGAGUGGAUCCUACUGCAGCGUUAUUGCAACUGGCAGAAAGCACUGAAAUGAUGAAUCAUUUCCAAUCUUUAUCACUUGGUCAGGGACAGGCUCCUAUUGCUACAAAACUUAUGGAAAAAGGUAUUCGUGAUGGUGAUUGGGUCUUUCUGGCCAACUGUCAUCUUUCCUUAAGUUGGAUGCCUAGCCUGGACAAAAUGAUAGAAAAUUUGCAGUCGCAGAAUGUGCAUCCUCGCUUUAGGCUCUGGCUGAGCUCUAGUCCCACCCCUGAUUUUCCCAUUCCCAUUUUGCAAGCUGGUCUGAAAAUGACCACAGAACCACCAAAGGGCCUGAGAGCAAACUUGAAGCGUUUGUACCAUGCCAUGACAGAUGCCAGCUUCACUGCUUGCACCAAUGCAGUGAAGUACAAGAAAUUACUUUUUGCGUUAUGCUUCUUCCACUCCAUUCUCAUUGAAAGAAAGAAGUUUCAACAGCUGGGCUGGAAUAUUAUUUACAGCUUCAAUGACUCAGACUUUGAGGUCUCAGGAAACCUCUUGACACUCUACCUUGAUGAGUAUGAAGAAACUCCUUGGGAUGCUUUGAAAUAUUUGAUUGCUGGGGUCUGUUAUGGUGGGCAUGUCACUGAUGAUUGGGAUCGCCGUCUUCUGCACACCUACAUCUCCCAAUUCUUCUCAGAUGACACAUUGGACGUCGCUUAUUUCCGCCUGUCAUCUUUAUCUGCAUACUACGUUCCAAGAGACGGGUCCUUGGCUUCUUAUCGCGAUUACAUUACAUUGUUACCAGCUGUAGAUUUGCCCCAGGCAUUUGGACAACAUCCAAAUGCCGACAUAACUGCUCUCAUUUCUGAAACCCGAAUUCUAACUGAGACACUUUCAUCUAUUCAAUCAUCGGCAUCAUCUGGAAAAGAAGGAGAAAAGAAAGAAGACAGGGUGUCCCAGUUAGCUGCCGACGUUUUAGUCAGAAUACCUGAGCCAAUAGACUACAUGAGAACGGAAAAUUUGAUUGGAGCUUCUAAAACCCCUCUUGAUGUUAUUCUCCUUCAGGAGAUAACAAGGUACAACAGCCUCCUUGUUGUUAUCAUAGAUUCAUUAAGAGAAUUGCAGAAAGCAAUCCGUGGAGAAGUUGUGAUGUCAUCACAAUUGGAGGAAAUACUUGAUUGCAUCUAUGAAGGGAGAGUCCCUUCCUCAUGGCUUAGAGCUUAUUCUUCAAUGAUGCCACUGGGAUCUUGGACCAGAGACUUAAUUUUAAGGGUGGAGCACUUUUCACAUUGGGCUGAAACUACUCAUCCCCCAGUAUUAUUUUGGCUUGCGGCUUUCACUUUCCCGACAGGCUUUCUCACAGCAGUCUUACAGACUUCAGCAAGAUCUUUAACAGUGUCCAUUGAUACACUUUGUUGGGAAUUCACUGUGCUUCAAAUGGAAGAAAAUAUAAUUGUUGCUGGACCGCAUGAGGGAGUUUAUAUUCGCUCCAUGUUCCUUGAGGGUGCUGGCUGGGAUAGAAAAACUUCAUCCUUGGUCGAGCCUUCACCCAUGCAGUUAAUCGUGAACAUGCCUGUGGUUCACUUUAAACCUGUGGAGACAUCUAAGAAGAAAACUAGAGGACUCUAUAGUUGCCCAUGCUACUAUAUACCCCAGCGAUGUGGUACCCAAGGCAAAGAGGCUUACAUUGUUACUGUGGACCUCAAAUCUGGAGCUGAGACUGCUGACCACUGGAUUAAGAGAGCUACUGCAUUACUUCUUAGCUUAUCUAUUUAAUUUGACUAACAUUUAUGUUUUCAUGUGUGAUUUUAUCAUCUAAUUACAUCCAUCACAUCAAUGUACAUUUUUCAU
Thrips palmi is the source of this 13698-nucleotide messenger RNA. RefSeq names its product dynein heavy chain 2, axonemal (gene kl-2). Gene Ontology annotation, molecular function: dynein intermediate chain binding; ATP hydrolysis activity; dynein light intermediate chain binding. Bases 100 to 13623 code for a protein of 4507 amino acids. NCBI's taxonomy places the organism in Eukaryota, Metazoa, Arthropoda, Insecta, Thysanoptera, Thripidae. Gene Ontology annotation, biological process: microtubule-based movement. The transcript is spliced from 86 exons. Gene Ontology annotation, cellular component: dynein complex. The record is from RefSeq and is a predicted model, not a curated record.